AAUAGCCASUGCUUGAGAACAAUCUGAUCUAUUUUUGAUGUUCAUUUCGGGACGAUGCUGAAGAUGUCUCUAUUUGAUCAGCUGGAUUUCCACCCAUGCAGCUGGACAUUGAUCCUUUGGUCCUGCCUAGAGAAGUAAGGAAACUUCUUCAGAGACUGCCCUAACCAAGGUCAGCAGAACUGCCUGAGCCACCAGCCAUCACCCAGCAGGGAAAAUGAUCAUGUGCUGUCUUGCCAGGCUUGUCAUGAAGGCAGGUGUCAUUAGAAGGUGUUUGUGCCUCCUCCUCCUCCUCUUCAGAAGUCAUUUGGGUCACAGCAGCAGAGCUAUGGGACAAGCUUUGUCCGAGCUGGGGAGCAGAGUGCCCACCAAGAAUCUCCAGAGAACUGAGACACCAUGAUUCCUGGUAACCGAAUGCUGAUGGUCAUCCUACUAUGCCAAGUCCUUCUAGGAGGUACUAACCAUGCUAGCCUGAUCCCUGAGACCGGCAGGAAGAAAGUGGCAGAGCUUCAGGGACAAGCCGGAUCCGGACGCCGCUCUGCCCAAAGCCAUGAACUCUUGCGGGGUUUCGAAACAACUCUGCUGCAGAUGUUUGGGCUGCGAAGGCGGCCUCAGCCCAGCAAGUCAGCCGUCAUCCCUAGUUACAUGCUGGAUCUCUAUCGGCUCCAGUCCGGGGAAGAGGAGGAAAGCCUCCAGGAAAUUAGCCUGCAGUACCCUGAGCGAUCGACCAGCCGGGCAAACACCGUGAGGAGUUUCCACCAUGAAGAGCACCUAGAGACCGUCCCGGGUCCCAGCGAGGCGCCCCGGAUCCGCUUCGUCUUCAACCUCAGCAGCGUGCCGGAGAACGAGGUGAUCUCCUCGGCGGAGCUGCGGCUGUACCGGGAGCAGGUGGAGGAGCCGAACGCGGCGUGGGAGAGGGGCUUCCACCGGAUAAACAUUUACGAAGUGAUGAAGCCGCUGUCGGAGCGCGCCCAGGCCAUUACGCGCCUGCUGGACACGCGGCUGGUGCACCACAACGUGACGCGCUGGGAGACCUUUGAUGUGAGCCCGGCCGUGAUCCGGUGGACCAAGGACAAGCAGCCGAACCACGGGCUGGUGAUCGAGGUCACCCACCUGCACCACGCACAGACUCAUCAGGGCAAACACGUCAGGAUUAGCCGAUCUUUACCUCAAGGGCGCGGGGACUGGGCGCAGCUCAGGCCGCUCCUGGUCACUUUUGGGCACGACGGGCGAGGCCACGCGCUGACCCGCAGAGCCCGCCGGAGCCCCAAGCACCAGCGUUCCCGCAAGAACAAAAAAAACUGCCGCCGCCAUGCCCUCUAUGUGGAUUUCAGCGACGUGGGCUGGAACGACUGGAUCGUGGCGCCCCCGGGGUACCAGGCGUUUUACUGCCACGGGGACUGCCCCUUCCCUCUGGCCGACCACCUCAACUCCACCAACCACGCCAUCGUGCAGACGCUGGUGAACUCCGUGAACUCCAGCAUUCCCAAGGCCUGCUGCGUGCCCACGGAGCUCAGCGCCAUCUCCAUGCUCUACCUGGAUGAGUAUGACAAGGUGGUCCUGAAAAACUACCAGGAGAUGGUGGUGGAGGGGUGCGGGUGCCGCUGACCCCCUUCCCUGCCGCCCUCUCCUCCCCUUCUCUCUCCCUUCCGUCCCACCCCAGAACUGCUUGCUAUAGCUGGACUCUUCUCUAAACUAAACGUUCACCUUGACCUUAUUUAUGACUUUAUGUGCAAAUGUUUUUGACAAUAAUGAUCAUAUAUUUUGACAAAAUAUAUUUAUAACUACAUAUUAAAAGAAAAAAAUAAAAUGAGUCAUUAUUUUAAAGGUAAAUGC
Messenger RNA from Malurus melanocephalus (red-backed fairy wren), 1833 nucleotides. It is a transcript of the gene BMP4, whose product is annotated as bone morphogenetic protein 4. Gene Ontology annotation, cellular component: extracellular region. Bases 394 to 1605 code for a protein of 403 amino acids. Gene Ontology annotation, molecular function: BMP receptor binding; growth factor activity; cytokine activity. NCBI's taxonomy places the organism in Eukaryota, Metazoa, Chordata, Aves, Passeriformes, Maluridae. The record is from RefSeq and is a predicted model, not a curated record. Gene Ontology annotation, biological process: BMP signaling pathway; negative regulation of transcription by RNA polymerase II; negative regulation of apoptotic process. The transcript has 3 exons.